Molecule: messenger RNA, 447 nt
Organism: Letharia lupina
Lineage: Eukaryota; Fungi; Ascomycota; Lecanoromycetes; Lecanorales; Parmeliaceae
Exons: 1
Coding region: 1-447 (148 amino acids)
Source: RefSeq, a predicted model, not a curated record
AUGAAGCUACCUCGGCUCCUUGAGCUCUUCUGUCUCCCGAAUCGGCCUCCUCCGGACUUUUUCCUGCCACCUGAACUGGACGUCGCGCCGCCCACGCAAAGGAAGACCAUGGCGAGGAAGAGGCAUGCUACGGCUGCCCACAUGAAGCCGAAAUUAUAUUUCCCAAGAGUAGCGGUUGUGCCGGCAGAUCUGAAUGCGUCGCGGCCUUGCACGAAUGCAGCACUAUGUUUUGUAAGCGUACUCGUUAUGAAAGGAAUACAGCGUAGUCCAGAUGGCUUACGUCAUCAACGCGGCCGUAAUGGUUUGAAAGAAGAGGCCGACCGAGCAGAGAGCGCUGGUAAGGAAGCUGCCAACGCGGCUGAACAAGGCAAGGAGACCAAGGACGAGGGCGCAAGCAGAGAAGAAGAGGGCGAUGAACUCAAAGGCGAACAUGAAUCGCGUUUCUAG